This is a messenger RNA of Eimeria mitis, 564 nucleotides long. RefSeq lists its product as uncharacterized. NCBI's taxonomy places the organism in Eukaryota, Apicomplexa, Conoidasida, Eucoccidiorida, Eimeriidae. The coding region runs from base 1 to 564 and encodes 187 amino acids. The transcript has a single exon. The record is from RefSeq and is a predicted model, not a curated record.
AUGCCACAAAGGCAACUAGCAAGACAUCCUCAAUUCUGGACCGGUGGUCACGAAGAGGGAGCUGAACUAGGCCAAGACGACGGGGUAUCGCGAAGCGACCCAGAAUAUCGGGGAUUCUGGAGUCCGCAUACACAUGUCUUUCCUUCGCACCCCGCGUAUCCUGUAGAGUUGUGGGGAACUAAUCGUCCGGCGGAACGAGGCGCUCACCAAUAUGACCACGGCCCCUUUGGCUUUCCCGGCCUCUCCACUGCAUGGCAUUUUCCCGGAGUACCACCAGCGGAACGACCCCAUUUGGAGCCUGGUAUGACUGAUCAUCCUCUAGCUGCAGCCGGGAGCUCGACGUGGCAUGGCAUGCAGCCUGAGUUUUCCCGACGGGGACGUUCGGGGGACGAAAUGCCUCGGACUCCACCCAUAGGCAUGCCAGUAGGAGAGCCAGAAAGAGGGAUACGAGAACAACACGGAGCAUCAGCGGCUGGCGUAGGAGCAGCUCUUUUCUCCCCAGAUUCUGCAGAUCCUAGCAAGAGCCUGCGCUUACUUCAGAAAUCCAGCGACGAGGCGGACUAG